AUGUUUGGCUCUAGUGUACCUUUCGCCCCCCCCUCGAGUGGCUUUGGACAGCAAAACACAGUACCGACCUUUGGAGCUCCAGCUCCUCCAUUUGGAGGCGGUGGUGGCGGUUUUGGAGCACCGGCUCCAGGAACCUUUGGAGCUCCAGCGCCAACAUCCGGCGGUUUCGGAGGUGCAUUUGGAACCCCUUCGCCUGCACCUGCGUUUGGUGGAAACACUUUCGGAGCUCCAGCUCCUGCGUCAUCAUCAUUCGGUUCUACUGGCGGUACAUUUGGCUCUGGCCUGCCAUCGUCAUCACCCUUUGGUGCUCCUGCUUCCGCACCAUCUGGCGGGAUGUUUGGGUCUGCAACUGCACCGUCCGGUGGGAUGUUUGGUUCAGGAAGUUCUUCUACUCAGGCAGGCUUCAAUAGCGGGAAUGGAGGAUUCGGAGGUGGAGGAGGAUUCGGAACAACGCAAACCCCACCACCGGCAUUUGGAACAGCCACCUUUGGCUCACCAGCACCGUCAUCGGGGCUGUUUGGGGCACCAUCGCCUAGCACUUUCGGCGCCGCAAGUAAUGCGUUCGGAACAAACUCCGCUGGCAGCAACUUUGGAGCUCCUGCCCCUUCAGCAGGAAUGUUUGGAGCUCCUUCUCCUUCGGUAGGAAUGUAUAGUGCCCCAGGAGGCGGAAGCGGUGGUACGAAAUCGACUCCCUUCGCUGUUACAUCAAAGCAAGAUGGUUCGACAACCAUCAAUCUGCAGUCCAUUUCCGCAAUGCCACAAUAUGAGCAGAAGUCAUUUGAAGAACUACGCUUUGAGGACUAUGGCCAAGGAAAUCGUGGAACUGGUGCAUCUGGGAACAGUGGAGGAUUUAGUGGUUUUGGUACUUCAUCUCCAGCUCCUUCGAGUGCAUUGUUUGGAGCCCCUGUGCCGGCACCUUCCUCUUUUGGGGCUCCUACUCCAGUAUCUGGUAGCUUUGGUGGCUUUGGAAGCACCCCAGCUCCUUCAACUGGAUUUGGGGCAACUAGUGCUUUCGGGGCUCCAGCUCCAUUUAGUGCAACCGCACCAACCCCUGGAGGUUUUGGCAACCCCACCUUCGGAGCGCCAGCUCCAUCCACAGGUCUGUUUGGCGCCCCUACCCAGGCACCAGCUACAAUACAAGGCGGUGGCUUGUUUGGCAGUCCAGGUCCUGCACCUGGAGGACUAUUUGGGUCUAACUCUACACCUGCGCCAGCUUUUGGAACUCCAGCUCCUAUCACAGGGAGCUUAUUUGGUAGCCAAGCUCCAGCUCCUGCGACUACUGGUUUGUUUCGUGCCCCCGCACCGGCACCAUUUGGGGCGCCUCCUUCUGCAGCCUUUGGAGCUCCAGCUCCAGGUGCAUUUGGAGGCUUUGGCACGCCUGCUCCAGCUCCGACAAGCAGUCUCUUUGGCAAUCCAGCACCUGUUGCGUUUGGUACUCCAGCACCAAGUGGGGGACUUUUUGGAUCUCCGGCUCAAGCUCCGGUUGGAACCUUUGGAGCUGCUGCGCCUAGUGCAUUUGGCACUCCAGCUGCUUCUGGUAGUCUUUUUGGAGCGCCUACACCAGCAGGUGGGAUUUUUGUUGCUCCAUCAGCCCCAGGGGGAUCUCAGCUUUCUGUUGCGCCACCUAUGGGCUCUAUUAUGCCCCCUGCAACGACUGAGAUUCUAACUGCACAACUAGUAGCUCUAGAAACUAAAAGGAGUGAGAUGGAGCAAUCUGAUAACUUUGGAACACUCCCAAACGAAAGCUCUUCCGUCAACAGUAUCUCGGUUUCUGAAAGCGAGGGAUUGCAACCAUUGACUCCUUCAAGGGCAUUCUUGCCAUCAUAUCAUUCUACACCAAGAUCAGCAUCAAAAAUCCGACCUCGUGGGUUUGCUUUGCCUGAAAAUAAUCUGACAACUCUUUGUAAACUGGGGGGUGGUGGUCGACCCAUGGCAGCACCUAAUUCUUCAGCAGUUGCUUCAACAUCUAGAUUGGUUAUAAAGCCAAGCCCAAAACCAAGAAUCAAACUUUUGCUCAAGCCCUCGUCUACGAACAAAGAUUCACUUUUGAAAACCAAGAGCUCACCAGAUAAGACAUCGGGAUCAUCUGAUAAAACAAGUCCAUCAGCCAAUUCCAUUAGCCAUGGAAAUGCUCUCUGUGCUACAGAAUACGCUGUGGCAAAAAGCGAGAGAAGUUCUCAAAGAAGCGACAUGAAGGAUAAUGAGCCACCUCGGAUUACACCAAAAUCCGGAGCGCCUUCGAGAAUGGUUGCGCCAUCUUUGAACAAGAAUGGUUACACCUGUAAUCCAACAAUCAAGACUCUACAAGGUAUGCUACCUGAAGAUUUGGCUGCAGUUCAAGGAUUUUCUGUUGAACGUCCACAUGUUGGGAAAAUCGAGUGGGAGGGUGCUGUUGACAUUCGAUAUCUGAAUCUGGAUACUUUGGUGGUCAUCGACGACAGUCCACAAUCCGCUUCGGUGUACACACAAGAGGAGAAAGACGGCACGAAACCUCCAGUUGGAACAAAGCUCAAUAGACCUGCUGUAAUUACUUUGGAGAAUGUCUUUCCUCCAGAAGGAACGCCAAAAGACAAAUUUGAGAAACGGGUUGCAAAAUCAACAAAAAGGAAUAAUGCUGAACUCAUCAGCUAUAACUCCUCUUCUGGCAAGUGGACUUUCCGAGUCUUGCAUUUUAGCCGUUAUGCGUUGGCAGAUGAUGACACUGACUCUGAAGAUGAAAGCGAGCACCAUUUUGAAUCAGGGAGAGGUGCAGGGCGUUCCCAGGGUAAGUUAGCCCCAAGUCAUUUGAAUGCAAAUGCCAUUUUGCUGAAAGCGAGAAUAGACGAUUGUGCAACAAAGUUGGAAUUGGAUGUUGCGCUUUUUGAUGCACAAAAGGAUGUUAAAGCAGAAAGGAAGCAAGGAAUGCUUGAUGGGGUGGUGAAUGAGACCAGUGCAAUUGGUGCUUUCUUUGAAGAACCUGUGGUGGAUGAGUGGGACAUCGCAACGAAGUAUAUCCCCACCACCGAAGCAGUCAGCGCAACACGGGCGAGACCAGGCAUUUGUUCCGCCAAAGCCCAUCAAGCAAAUUUCGUAAUGUCUUCUAUUGAUUUUGGUUUCACAAUGGGCAAGUCUUUUCGAGUUGGUUGGGCUCCAGAUGGUUCAUUUACGGCUUUUGGGACUGAUAGAACACUUUCACGUCGGAAACCAGUCUUCUCUAGCCAAACGGCAGAAGAAAUUCAUCUCUUGCAACAACACCAGGAGAAUUCCGACAAGCUGGCGGUCCACGGGCGACUGUCAGAUUGUCCCCAGUUUCGCUUUCCAUCUUUCAAAUCAGACCAGACCGCAGUAAGGAAAGUGUUCAAAUCAUAUAAAGACAUGAGCUGUGAUGAGAAAAGCCCUUUGAUAUCAGUUGCUAAGACGGCAUUUUCCCUUCUGGGUUACCUUGCAGAGAAUUUGGGAACCUUCCCAGGUAAUGGCGACUGGAAAGGUCGGUCUUCACUUGAAGCUCGACGAAUUCAUGCUAUCAUUUGCUGGCUUGUAGAUUCUUGUUCAGAAGAGGUUGACGCGGAAAUUGAUAAAUGCAUGUCUCAAGGUCGAAAGCUGGACGCGCUUCUUGCUGCUGUGACCGGGGGAGACAAAGACAAGGCUUGUAAUUUUGCAAGCGAUGUUGGUUUCUUCCAACUGUCAACCAUGCUGUCUUCUAGACACGCAUCGAACAAUGAUUUGUUGCGCCAGGCGUUAUGCUGGACAGACAGUGGUGCUAGCUCAAGUUUAUCUGAAAGUUUUUUAAGAAUCUAUUUUCUGAUUGCUGGAGAUUCAAAAAUGGAGGAGGAGAUUUAUCGAAAAAAGUACAGUCCUUAUGACUGGCGCCGUCGACUUGCAAUGACGCUUAUCUAUGAUCAACCAAACCAAGAUCUAAAUCUUUCUUCGAUAGUUGCAGCCUACGAAGAGAAAGUGAAGACUGGGGUUGCCCCAUAUCCACAACCUCAGUAUCUACAGGGAACUAGCACAAGAGAAAUACAUUGUGUUCUCUACCGUCUCCUUCGAUUGGAGGAAUUCGGACCAGUGGCGUCUCUAUCAGCGACAAUAGAUCCACUUGGUUAUUGCAAUUCAGCACACGACUAUUCACUUGCGUUCCAUUUGGCGUCGGCUAUCUCAGCAAUGGAAUACUUUUUUCCUGUAACACCCGUCGAAAUUUGCAGCUUAAUGGAUAGCUACACAGCUCAAUUGCUGAUAAAUGGAAAGUGGGAGUGGGCUGUGUAUGUCUCGUUAUGUUCCAUGGUUCCCUUGGAUGCAAAUAGUAUUCAUAUGGAAAGAGCAAAGAAACUUGUAUUCCAAAACUACACUGGUAGUACAUCAAAAUCUAGAUAUUGCAGAGGGUUUCUCGAGUCGGUAGGGGUGCCUUCGAAAUGGUUUGAAGAAGCCAGUGCCUUGCGAUGUGCGAUCGGUGGCGAUUCCCAUGGCCACCUAUGCCACAUGGCCAAGGUAUCAGGUGACAAUGUUGCGUCAAUUUUGGAAAAGACUGUGGUUCCAAAUAUGCUUUUCAUGAAUAUGGAGAAGUUGGAGCAGGCCUUGAAGCUUCUGGAGGUGUUUGCAGUGGAAGGUGAUUCUCUUGCUCUUGCAUUAUGCAACUUGUUUCAAUUGUAUCAAAGUAUUUCUGAACUUGAUGGUGCAAGUCGAGCUGAAAUUGAAUGCGCAAUACCAUCUCUGUCCGAAGCUUGCAGUAGCAUCGAGCAGGUACUGGUAACUUACAAAUUGGAAGGUACAGCAAGAAGAGAAGCUUUUGUUUGCUUCGCCCCUGUCGUUGUUCCAUUCGUAUCAUUUUUGGCGGAGGCCAUGUCGCAAAUUUCGCUCUUCAAAAUAAAACUGACAGCUCUACAGUCAGAGAUACAAAUCUCAGGCUCUGUUUCUCAGAUUCUGAACCUAGCUCAACCAAAGCACCAGGAAGUCAACAGACUUGGUAUUUCUGACCGCGAAAGCAUCUGCAAAUGGUUGCUUUAG
This is a messenger RNA of Cylindrotheca closterium, 4980 nucleotides long. Lineage: Eukaryota; Bacillariophyta; Bacillariophyceae; Bacillariales; Bacillariaceae. The record is from the annotation of a GenBank genome assembly.